Messenger RNA from Chironomus riparius, 2207 nucleotides. NCBI's taxonomy places the organism in Eukaryota, Metazoa, Arthropoda, Insecta, Diptera, Chironomidae. The record is from the annotation of a GenBank genome assembly.
GGUUGAGUCGUGUGAGAAGAAAAAAAUAAGUUUUAUUCUUAGCUGAGAAAUUACAAAGUUUGUGAAAUAAAACAAAUUAAGUGAAAAGUUUAAGCUGAAAUUUAAUUUUUGAAAAUUAAUUUGAACGUAAAUUUGCAAUUUUUUAAUGAAAUUAAAUUUCAAGAUCAUCGCAAUGGUCGAUUAGACUGCGAAAUCUGCAUUUUUAUAGGUCAAUAAUCUUAAAGAGACCGAAAACUUGGACAAAAAUUGUUUAAAUUAGAUUUAAAAAAAUUGCAAAUUAGACAAUUUAUAUGCAAAACUGCAAAAAAGAUUCAAAAAAUUUAAAAAAAAAACUUACCAAAGAAAAAUAUAAUAAAAUGAACGGAAACGCAUCUCGCCCUGAAAAUGAAAAUUCAACAGAAGUCGAAGACUACAGCGAAGAGUUUCCAGACUUUAAAAAAGUUGUACAAAAGAAAGUUUCAAGACUUUGCAGCCAGGAAGGACUUUAUAGACGAUUUCCAGUGUUAAAAUGGCUGCCAUCAUAUAAAACUGGAUAUAUCAUUGCUGAUUUUGUGGCUGGAUUGACUGUAGCAUUGACUGUGAUUCCUCAAGGUAUUGCUGAUGCUGCACUUGCUGGGUUAGAGCCUCAAUAUGGACUUUAUGCUGGUUUUAUGGGCUGUUUUGUCUAUUUCUUCUUUGGAAGCACAAAGGACCUCACAAUAGGACCAACAGCCAUUCUUUCAAUCCUCACAUUCACAAUUGUCGCCAAACUUAAUGCUGACCUUGCAGUCUUUUCAACAUUCAUCAGUGGCAGCAUAAUUUUAGGCCUCGGGAUCCUAAACCUAGGAUUUCUCAUGCAGUUCCUGUCAGUUCCAACAAUCACAGCUUUUAUGAAUGCAGCAACUGUAACGAUUGCUAGUGGACAGAUCAGGAGAUUAUUGGGAAUCAGCAGUGGCAAGACAAACCAGUUUGUUGAUGCUUGGGUGAAUCUGUUCACUUACAUUGAGGAAACGAGGUGGCAGGACACUUUGCUUGGUGUUGUGUCGCUGGUAUUAUUGAUUGCAGCUAAGAAGUGGAGCAUGAGAAACAAGAAGUCACUUGGAAUAAGGUACCUGUCCAUAUCCCGCAACGCAAUCAUAGUCUUUGGUGGAAUCCUUAUCGCCUACAUCUGCCAUAAAUUCUACAGCUUCCAGCCAUUCCUAAUUACAGGAGAAAUCGCAUCAGGCUUUCCAUCAUUAAGCCUUCCACCGCUAUCAACGACCAAUAAUGGCACAUAUUACAACUUCUCAGACAUGCUCUCAACCUUGGGUCUGUCGACAUUUUCACUUCCACUCAUUUCCGUUAUUGAAGCUGUUGCCAUUGCUAAAUCAUUUAACAGAGGCAAGUCUUUAGAUGUGACGCAAGAGAUGAUUGCUUUGGGAUUGUGCAACAUUUUCUCAUCAUUCGUUCGGUCAAUUCCAAUUACUGGUUCCUUUACAAGAUCAGCAGUCAAUAAUGCCAGUGGUGUUAAGACACAAUUUGGUGGAAUCUACACAGGAGCUGUUGUUCUGCUGUCUUUGGGACUUUUGACAAGAACUUUCGAGUACAUCCCAAAGACAUCACUUGCUGCUGUUAUUAUAGCUGCAAUGUUUACAAUGAUGAACUUUGGGGAAGUGAUGACCAUCUGGAGGACCAAAAAGAUCGACUUGGUGCCAUUUAUGGGGACAUUCAUCAUCAGUUUGUUAUUUGGAUUGGAUAUGGGUAUCCUGGUUGGAGCUGGCAUUGAUAUUCUCAUGAGUGUUUACAGGACAUCACGUCCACACAUCACAUACAUUGUCGACGACAUGUUCUUGAUUAUUAAGCCACGGCAAAAUGUCAUUUACUCAUCCGCUGAAUACGUCAAGGAAAAAAUUAUCAAAAAAAUUAAUGAAAAUGAUCACUUAAAGUAUGUUGUAAUUGACGGACAUAACAUGUGCUGGACUGACUUGACAACAAUCAAGAAUUUUGCGACAGUAGUUGAUGACUGCAAUUUGGUCGAGAGGACUGUCUACUUUUGGAAUUGGGUUGAUGAAAUGAGAAAUGGAAUAUUGAGGUACGAUCCAAAGUACAAGAGUGUGUUUAAGUAUUCUGAGAGUUUGAAGGAACUGACUGAGAUGUUGAGGCAGGAAGAUGAGAAAUUUAUUACUAAUUUAUAAGGAAAAAUGCUGAAAAAUUUGAAAUAAAAAUUAUUUUUACUCGAAAAAUUUUAA